Penicillium daleae is the source of this 528-nucleotide messenger RNA. RefSeq lists its product as uncharacterized. The transcript has a single exon. The coding region runs from base 1 to 528 and encodes 175 amino acids. The record is from RefSeq and is a predicted model, not a curated record. Lineage: Eukaryota; Fungi; Ascomycota; Eurotiomycetes; Eurotiales; Aspergillaceae.
AUGAGUCUUGGUUGGCUCCCCUGGCCUACUCGGCGUCUUCAUACGGCCGUGCAAAGCAACACAACAUGGGGAUACGUAAUUUAUCGCACAACAUACACUCCCGAAUCGGACGCUACAUUCCCCCGCGUCGUGGAUCUACUCAACUCAUAUAUCAAACACGGGCUAUACUCGGAGUGCACCUCCUCUCAAAACAACAACUCAAGGCAUACGGACACAACACCAUAUCAUGAUAUUUGGGCCCGCCAUGAUCCGGUCAUCAUGGAUGACCCAGCGCUUAACGGGGCAUCGGCCGACGCUAUCCAAGCGCAUUUCAAGAGUUGGACUCGGGCACAGGAAAAGAGAGGCUGCUCAACUGCUUAUCGAAUGUGCAUGGUGCUAGACGAAAGGUCUUUGCAAGGAUUGGCGAAUUUCCCGCCGCCGGGGGAGGACUUGAAUGAUGAGAAGAGAAUGCAUCCGAUCCAGUAUGUCACAGUAAUCGAGACGCAACCGGACAGCGACGACGAAUACGAUAGUUUUAUGGGCGGUUGA